Molecule: messenger RNA, 816 nt
Organism: Aureobasidium musti
Lineage: Eukaryota; Fungi; Ascomycota; Dothideomycetes; Dothideales; Saccotheciaceae
Source: the annotation of a GenBank genome assembly
AUGGACGUCCCUGUGGCUGCCAAUGUGCUCGGCACUCUCGGAGCCACACUGACACAUCCAAAGUUAAUCCCUCAAAUCAUUAUAAACUACCGCCGCCACAAUGCCACCGGUCUUCAACCCUCAAUGAUGAUGUUCUGGGCUUGGGCAGGCGUUCCCCUCGGCGUCUACAACAUAACCUCCUCCUUCAACAUCGCCCUGCGCAUCCAACCUCAAAUCCUUUCGUUUCUGUCUCUGCUCACCUGGAUUCAAGUCUACCACUACGAGAAAAAGUGGUCUGUAACCCGCAGUCUAUUAGUUGUUGUGCCUAUUGCUUGUUGCAUGGCAGGCAUUGAACUGGGUUUGAUCUUUGCUCUGAGGCAUGGUAGUGAGAGAGGUAUCGACUGGCCGCAAACGCUCAUGGCUGUUCUUGCAGCAGUCUUUCUUGCUUGUGGUGUGUUAGCUCACUAUUGGGAUAUUUACACCCAUAGAACGGUUAGAGGCAUCUCUUUUACGUUUUGCUUCAUCGACGCGUUGGGAGACUUGACUUCUCUGAUCUCAGUGUUUUUCCAACCCAAGCUUGAUGUUCUAGGGAUCGUCAUCUAUGGAGUGGAGUUGGUGCUCUGGUUGGGUAUCUUUGCUUGUGGAGGGUACUAUAAUCUGACACCUUGGUUGAGGGAGAAGAGAUGGACACGGACAAGGCAUGGUUCUGAGAAUGCCGGAGAUGGCGUUUCCAUUCACGAUAUGCCGUCUUCUACCUCGGCGUUCAGCACUUCUUCUGCCCAGGUUGAUGUUGUUGGUUUGCGCGAUCGACAUACAGCUACAGCAUCGCAAGCAUAA